Striga asiatica is the source of this 453-nucleotide messenger RNA. NCBI's taxonomy places the organism in Eukaryota, Viridiplantae, Streptophyta, Magnoliopsida, Lamiales, Orobanchaceae. The record is from the annotation of a GenBank genome assembly.
AUGGUGGUGGCAGUAUUCCGAGGCGCGGGGCGGGUUGAAUUCGUGCGAACAUUUGGACCUUUGGUGGUCAGUGAGGGGAAUUUGUGUCCGACGUUAGGCCGUUUGGUGGAGGGUUGGGAGAGUGGAAUCCAAACCCUAGCCCUCGACGGCGCCCCCGUCGACGGCGACAUGUCGUCCUGCGAGUCCCAUUCUAACCACUGCACUGUUGCGGCCGACCUUUUUUAUCCGACACUCGACCUCCUCUUUCUUUCUCCUGAACCCGUCAAUCUCAGCUCGACCAUCACGCCCACGGCCCGUGUGAUCUCCUUCAACGUAUCGUUCGCGAAAUCUGGGCCGUUCGUGGGGCCUUACUUCAGUUUAUCCCACAAUCUCGACAUGAGAGUGGGAGGCCUCCUAUUAGUCCCGUUGCAUCUCGUCUUGAAGCCUUUUGAUGCGGUUGGAGAUUCUCGAUAG